Molecule: messenger RNA, 1727 nt
Organism: Ictidomys tridecemlineatus (thirteen-lined ground squirrel)
Lineage: Eukaryota; Metazoa; Chordata; Mammalia; Rodentia; Sciuridae
Source: RefSeq, a predicted model, not a curated record
GUGAUUGAACUUGGGGGUACUUUACUACUGAGCCGCAGCCCCGCCCACUUUUUACUUUUUCACCUUGAGACGGGGUCUUGCUAAGUUGCCCAGCCUGGCCUGGGACUUGCCAUCCUCUCUCCACUGGAUGUGUUAAUCAGCUUUUUGUCACUGUGACCAAAAUGCCUGACAAGAACAACUUGGAGGAAGAAAAGCAUAUUUGGGGCUUAUGAUUUCAGGAUUCAGGCCUCUGUGGGCUGACUCCAUAGCUGUGGGCCUGAGGUGAGGCCGAGCAUCAUGGCAGAAGGGCCCUGGGGAGGGCAGCUCAGGACGCCAGUGAUCACAGAGGGUGGGCCAGCGCUUCCUCCCUGAGGGCCACUGGAUGAAGGGACGUAGAUGUCUGCCUCUUCCGGAGGAAGCCGCCUCGGGCAGCUGCCUGCUUGUUGAAGCCCUCGACCUAAGCUGUGGAGUGACUGGUGGCCGCCACGGCUCUGGAGGACCCCGGCAUGGUGGCUGGUUCCUGCAGAAUCAUCAGCUGGUUUGUACGGUCCUUUAAGUAUGCCUACGGCCUUCGUUUUGACAUCAAGGGCCGGGAGAACCUGGAGGUGGACCGGCCCUGUGUCAUCAUCUCCAACCACCAGAGCAUCCUGGACAUGAUGGGCCUCAUGGAGAUCCUCCCCAAGCGCUGUGUGCAGAUCGCCAAGCGGGAGCUCCUGUUCCUAGGGCCAGUGGGCCUGAUCAUGUACCUCGGGGGCGUCUUCUUCAUCAACCGGCAGCGCUCCAGCACUGCCCUGACUGUGAUGGCCGACCUGGGCGAGCGCAUGGUCGAGGAGAAUCUCAAAGUGUGGAUCUACCCCGAGGGCACACGCAAUGACAACGGGGACCUGCUGCCCUUCAAGAAAGGUGCCUUUCACUUGGCAGUGCAGGCCCAGGUGCCCAUUGUUCCUGUGGUGUACUCCUCCUUCUCUUCCUUCUACAACCUCAAGACCAAGCUCUUCACCUCAGGGACAAUCAAGGUCCAGGUGCUGGAUGCCGUUCCCACCAGUGGCCUCACCGUGGCUGACGUUCCCAAGCUCAUGGACACUUGCUACCACGCCAUGAGGAGCACCUUCUUCCACUUGUCCAGGACUCCCCAGGAGAAUGGGGCCAUUGAGGGACCUGCUGUCCAGCCAGCCCAGUAGCCCUGGCCAUGGGGUGGGGGACCUGGGGCAGGGCAGGCGGGAGGCAGAAGACUAGGAAUGGACAGAGGGACACCCCCUCCCAGGCUGCCAAAUAUCACGUGUCUGGCUCCCCGGCUCCCGGCUCUCACUUGGACCCUGGAAGCAGGAAGCCCUUUGUCACUGGCUUCAGAUGAAGGCCCCUGAUGUCUCUUCCAGGAGUGAGCUGGGAGGAGCCUCAUGCCUGUGCCCCCAGGAUCUGGUAUAUGGCCUCAGGCAGGCUUAGCCCCAAGCCUUCCGGGGAAACUGAGAGCCCCUGGGAUAUCCAGACUGAGGCCACCCCUGCCCUGGCCCAGGUCCUGGUAUACCUGCAGGGCCCACAGGCUGCAGAGUCAGGCUCAGGGGUCCAGGCCAUGGCCUGCAUCAGGCCUUCAGGGAGAGAAGAGGCUUGGGGGCUGGGACUGCCUGGUUUCACCCAGCCUGGGCCACAGGGAGCUGGAGGGCAGGGUCUGCAGCUCCCACCGGUUUCAAGGAUGUCUGUGGGUCAGUGUUGUACUCAGUUCUUUUUUAUAAAUGAACUCUUGGAAGUAA